AUGGGAGUUGAAUUGAAGUUGCCUCAAGAACUAAAAGCAUGUCUUGUUGAGUACUGGGACUUGGUAAACAAGCAGAAGCAGUUAUUCCAACUCCCUGCUGAGAAGAAUGUAGAGCACAUUCUUGAAAACUAUGUGACUUUCUUGAAGUCACAGAGAAAUUCUGAUAAUUCUGUUGAUGAACUUGUGUAUGGAAUUAGAAAGUAUUUCAACAAGAUGCUGGGCACUCAGCUGCUCUGUCAGUUUGAAAACCCCCAGUAUGCCGAAAUCCUCCUUGCUUACCCAGAUAUUCCGAUGUCUCAGAUUUACGGGGCUCCACACCUCCUGCGAAUAUUUGUGAACAUUGGGACUGCUUUGGCCCAUUGGUCACUUAAUAGUCACAGUCUUAUAUCAUUGUCCAGCUAUAUGCACGUUUUCCUUAAUUACCUAUCAGAGAAUACCACUUCUCUGUUUGGUGCGAGCAAUUACAAAUUGUCUUCUAUCGCAUAUUCUAUCUUCUAUCGCUUCAAAGCCUUGUGUGGGUCUGCAGACCACUCUGUUAUGACCUAG
Messenger RNA from Cricetulus griseus (Chinese hamster), 546 nucleotides. The record is from RefSeq and is a predicted model, not a curated record. NCBI's taxonomy places the organism in Eukaryota, Metazoa, Chordata, Mammalia, Rodentia, Cricetidae.